Messenger RNA from Uloborus diversus, 5959 nucleotides. Its product is annotated as chloride channel protein 2-like. The transcript is spliced from 25 exons. NCBI's taxonomy places the organism in Eukaryota, Metazoa, Arthropoda, Arachnida, Araneae, Uloboridae. The coding region runs from base 157 to 2811 and encodes 884 amino acids. The record is from RefSeq and is a predicted model, not a curated record. Gene Ontology annotation, molecular function: voltage-gated chloride channel activity. Gene Ontology annotation, cellular component: membrane. Gene Ontology annotation, biological process: transmembrane transport; chloride transport.
AGCGCUGGGCAAAUGUGUGUCGUGUUUGUGACUUGGUGUAUUUUGUUUUCUAAUAAUGCCGCUAUGCGUCAUAAAGGAAUUAUUAUUGUUUGAAACUAUUCUUUGAUCUUCCAACAUUCAUCAAUUUUGUGGCUUUGAUUUGGAACAAACAUCAACAUGACGGACGGAACAGAAAGAGCAGCGUUAGGAUACGAACACACUUUGAUGUUCGGUCAGUAUAGAGAAGAUCUAGGAGAAUAUGCCAAAUUAGAAGCCACAAGACUCAAAAAUCUUGAAAAACACAGGAAAAAGGAAGAAAAGCGUAGGCAACAAGAACUUAAACCUUAUAGAAAUGCAAUUCACAGAAAACUUGUUGCUUUAUGGCAAUGUACUUUUGCACGAUUUGGAGAAGACUGGUUUUUCCUAGCUUUCCUUGGAGUAAUAUCCUCAUUAUUAAGUUUUUCUAUGGACUAUGCUAUAUCUAUGUGUCAAAAGUCACGUAUUUGGCUAUACAGAGAUUUGACUGCACAUCCAUUUUUACAGUAUUUAGCAUGGGUAGCUUUGCCACUUUGUCUUAUCCUCUUUGCAUCAGGUUUUGUACAUAUUACAGCACCUCAAGCUAUUGGGUCAGGAAUUCCUGAAAUGAAAACGAUUCUCAGAGGCGUUGUCCUUAAAGAAUAUUUAUCAUUCCGCACCUUAAUUUCAAAAGUUGUUGGUUUGACUUGUACUUUAGGUAGCGGCAUGCCUCUUGGAAAAGAGGGUCCAUUUGUACAUAUUUCUAGCAUUUUAGCAACAAUUUUAAGUAAAUUGGUCACAUCUUUUAAAGGUAUACAUGAGAAUGAGUCUCGUGCAAAUGAAAUGCUGGCUGCAGCAUGCGCUGUGGGUGUUGCAUGUAGUUUUGCUGCUCCGAUUGGAGGUGUUCUAUUUAGUAUAGAAGUAACAAGUGUUUAUUUUGCUGUGAGAAACUACUGGCGUGGCUUUUUUGCUGCUUGUUGUGGUGCUAUGGUAUGGCGUUUGUUAGGUGUAUGGUUUAAAAAUGAAGAAACUUUGACUGCAAUAUUUAGGACGAAUUUCCAUAUAGAUUUUCCUUUUGAUCCACAAGAGCUUAUUGUUUUUGCCGGAAUUGGAGCAGUAUGCGGCUUAGGUGGGGCAUUCUUUGUUUGGUUUCAUCGUCAAAUUGUUCAUUUCAACAGAAAACAUAAAAGGAUGAAUGCUUUUCUGCAGCAAAAUCGCUUCAUAUAUCCAGCUUUAAUUACUAUGAUAAUCUCAACGAUGACAUUCCCUUUGGGUCUGGGCCAGUUUAUGGCAGCUGAGCUUACAACACACGAGUCAAUGAAUGAACUUUUUAGUAAUGUUACUUGGUCCAACUCUCAUCUUGAAGUGGAUGAAGCUAUCAUAGUCAGUCAUUGGACAACUAAGUAUACAAAUAUAUUUGUGAAUUUAGUUGUGUUCAUCGUAAUUACAUUCAUAACAUCUACACUGGCUGCAACAUUGCCUGUGCCUGCUGGUUUAUUCAUACCAGUUUUUAAAAUGGGUGCAGCUUUUGGUAGAUUAGUUGGUGAAUGUAUGGCUUCAUGGUUUCCUGAAGGCAUCACUCUAGGAGGAACUGUAAAUAGAAUUAUUCCUGGAGGAUAUGCUGUUGUUGGAGCUGCUGCUUUGUCUGGAAGUGUUACUCACACUAUUUCUACUUCUGUUAUUGUUUUUGAGCUGACUGGUCAAAUGUCUCAUAUUCUUCCUGUAAUACUUGCUGUCUUGAUUGCAAAUGGAAUAUCACAAGCACUUCAGCCAUCUAUUUAUGAUAGUAUAAUUCAAAUUAAAAAGUUACCUUACUUGCCACCUAUAGUUUCUACAUCAUCAGAAGCCCAUAAUGUAUUUGUUGCUGAUAUCAUGGUUCGUGAUGUUGUUUCUGUUUGGAGAGGAUGUACAUAUAAAGAUCUGAGAAGUAUUUUGAAGUUAAAAAAGCGACUUCAGUUCUUUCCACUUGUGGAAUCAUUAGAGUCUAUGAUAUUAUUGGGAUCAAUUCAGAGAAUUGAACUUCUGAGGCUUUUGGAGUUACAAGUAGGUCGUGAUAGGAGGCUUCAAGAAGCAGCAAAGAGAGCUCAAUUGUCUGAUUCCCCCAAGACGCCUGGAACUGAAAAAAAGCUUUCCCGUUUUGAAGUAGUCCCUGUUGUUGGUAGUACUCGACCUUCCCCAAAGUGCUCUCCCCCACCUUCCCCAGUAGCCACCCCAAAGUCUCCCAAAAAGUCCUUCCUUCGUUAUUCACCUGUUAAUUCCCCAUACAAUACCAUCAAUUCCCUAGAUAUCCGUCUCAAACAAGCUUUUGAGACUGUGUUUAAGAAAACUCUGACUUCUGAUCCAUUUGAAAAGUUUGAAUCCAGUGUACCAAGCACACCUACUGUCAGGAGAUCUCAACAGCCUAGGAUUUUAAUUGAUAUGUCACAAGAAGAACAAUUAGCUUGGGAAGAAGAACAAUUGAACUCUGCUGUAGAUUUCGGCAAAUGUCAUGUUGAUCCUGCACCAUUUCAGCUCGUUGAAAGAACUACACUAAUAAAAGUUCAUUCUCUGUUCUCUAUGUUGGGUUUAAAUUAUGCAUAUGUAACUGCAAUUGGAAGAUUAGUUGGAGUAGUUGCUCUGAAAGAAUUACGAAAAGCCAUAGAAAAUAUCAGCAGUGGACUUUUCAUGCAGAGUAGUAAUCAUUUUGGCAAAAAUACCAAAUCUGAACCACCAUCAGAGACACAAUCAGAGUGUGAGGACAAUAUAGACAUUGGUAAAGUUACUGUUAAAAGACAAAGAAGUCAAGAGGACAACCAAAAUAUUGGUUCAAAUGUGUAACAUUGGUUCUAAAAAAAUGUUCAACAUUAGUCCGAGUUGAAGGUUUUGAAAGUGAGAAGUUUACUUAUUUCCAAGCAAAGUUUCACAUGCAUUUAUGUUUAUUUGUGCAAUUAAAUAUCAUUUGUAUUUAACACUACAAAUGUAUGCUUGUUUACAAUCAAAUACCAAACACCUUGGUAUGGCAUCCAGAGGCUGCGACUUCACCCUUGUUCGGGAUCAUCAGUGUGGAACAACCAUAACGGAACUGGAGGCAGUAUUCCUUUCCUAGAAGCUGAGAUAUAUACUUGCUUGUAUCUACAAAUGCCAGAUCUGAUAUUUAUGAUAUUUAUCAGUAUUUAUAUAUUUAUAUUGUUUUUUUUUUUUUUUCAAAGUUUAUGUUUGCACUUUGUCUCUGAAGAAGAUUGAUAAGCAAAUGUUUUUUUUUUCUUUUAAAAUUUUUUGUCAGAUUUAUGUCAAUCAGAACAGUCCUGGAUAGAUGAUAGCAUUGUGCAAUAGUCUUUGAGGGUCUUUAAUAGUCUAAUAGCAGCUGUGCACAAUAAACUUUCAGAAAAAUUAAAAAGUGUUUUUAAGGUCUCAAAAAAGUUUGUUCCUUAGUAGAGGAAAGCAACAAACAAACUUGAAAAGAAAAAGAGAAAAUCCCCCCCCCCCUUUUUGAGCAAUCACGAUUGCUUAUUGUUUUCAUUUGACAGCUUUGAUGUCCUAUGAUUUUAUUUUCCCACCAGCACCCUCUGCAGCACCACCAUCCACCGGUCGCCCCACGAUGCUGCUCCUCUAGCGAAAACCGUCUCCAGGUUUCGUCAAUAUCCUACACUUACACGCAUACAUACACGCACGCACGUACAAACAAACACACACACACUCAUGCCUGCACAAAGACACAAACACAUAUGCCUACACACACAUACACUCCCCCCCCCACACACACAAACGCUCAUACACACAACUACCCACACUCAUACCUGCACACAAACACACAUGCCUACACACAUACACAUACCGCCUACACACAAACACUCAUACCCCCCCCCCCCCACACACACAUAAACACACACGCCUACAUACACACACACACUCGUUAUUGCGAAAAACGUAAUUUGAAUUCAAGAAGUCAAAAUUCAAAUUAAUUUCCUUUUUUUUUUCUUCUUUACACUUGCAAAGACCUGUUUUGCUGCUUUGACAGAAAUCUGACACAUGUUUAGCUCUACAUAACAUUGUCGUAACAGCUUAAACGGUCUUUGAGCAAUAAUAUAUUCCACAUAUUUGACUGAAAUAUGAACAAUAUCUGACACUAAUUCAGAUAUCAAAGAAAUCAGAAGUACUGCGACAUUGUUUCUUUAUAUGCUGUUUGCUGUCAAAAUGAAUUUUAUAUGAAACAGGAAAGUAAUAAGGAGCAUUUGUAUGGACUGUACAUUGAAGCAAGUAUUUAUGUUCCGACUCUGCUUAUGUUCCUGGUCAUAGAAUCGUUUCCCUGAAUUCCAUUACUUUGAAUUAUACAACUCAAAGUAAUGGAAUACAAUAGUGACUUCAAAGAUUUAAAAACAUUAUUGGACACUACUGCAAUAACAUAUUUGUGUUGAAAUUUAUUAUGUAAUAUUAUUAGAUGACUUGUUGCAAUGAAAGCAACUGCUUAGUAAAGCUCUUUAAUUCCAGCAGAGAUCCUGCUGCCUAUUGUACUAAAUAUAGAUGCAAUGUUGUAGUUCUAUUCUAUCAAUAGUCUGUGAUAAUAAUUAGUAUUACUAUACAUAUCAAUCAUUUUUACUAAAAGUAUUAUGUGAAACUAAAGUAUAUUAUUAUUGUGAGAUGGUAUAAAAUCGUCUCUAUAUAUUUUUAACCAUAUUUGAAUCACUUGUGAUCUCUUUGCAAUGCAACAAAAGUAAGGUAUUUAUUAAAAAAUGCCGACUUUGGUUUUAAGAUAAAUUUUAUGAGCAUCAAAUAUUUAUAUUUUAAUUUCAAUAAAUUUUAUUUAUGUCACAGAUUUACAUAACUUUUUUUUAAAAUUCAUCAUACUUCAAUAUUUUUACUUCAGUAUAAUCACUGUACAAUUGGGACUUUGCAUGAGUUUAAAAUGAAUAAUGAAAUCAUUCAGACAUUCAGAGUGUUCAAAUCAAUUGGCGGUCAAUAGGUUUGAGACCACUAAAAAAUAGUUUGGACCACUAUAAAAUAAAUCUCUGUAGUCCGUAAACCUAAUGUUCAAUCGCUGUCAUUAGGAAGCCAUUUCAUUUUAUUUACCUUUUCUAUCAUAUGAUUAGUAUGAUAAAAGUAAUUUUGUGCAUUUGCAUGUUGGAUAUUUUUUUGUUGCAAAUCAAUUCACUCAUUCUGCAGAUAUUGAUCAUGUAUAGCUCAAAAUUCCUUUUUUUUUUUUUUUUUUUGAGACCAGAUUUCAAUUCUGUUUGGUAUAUUUCAGUGUCUGAAAAUGGCUCAUGAUUCUAUUUUAGUCAUUCUUUUGUACAACAUUGUUAUUAAUUUAGCAUGUUAAGUUAUUAAAUGUUUUCUUGCGUGUACCGAAGCUAAUAUCAGUAUAGUACGUACAUCAAACUAGCUAAUACAUCUAAAUACCUUGACCAAAGAGCCAAAAAGCCUUGCCGGAAUUUCCUCUAGUGGUUGAAUUCUAUAAUUGAUGCUGGAUACUCAAGGCCCAAUUUGGAAGUGUGGAGGCCCCUAAUCAGGGUUCGAAAAGAUCAUCAUAUUUUCGAAAAAAUCCGAUACUUUGAAUAUAUCCAAAUAUUUAUAUAUAUAUAUGUAUAUAUCUGAUAUUUUCGACUUGUGAAAGUUAGGAUAAAUUGUAAAAAUUUUAUUGGGAGCCCACAUUUACCCUUUGUUGUGGAGGCCCCGGGGCUGUAGCUCCGCCUUCCCUCCCCUAAAUCCGGCCCUGUGGAUACUAGAAGGAAAUACAAGUGACUCUAAAAUUAUAAAUCAGUGUGAAAUCAAUACAUUUUGAAUUACAUCCAACUAUUGCAUUUUCUAUAGAUUAAUAUUUUUUGAAAUUAUCAAUUUAUAAUUGACACAUUUUAUUCCUUUGCUCAAAUUUUAUUAAAAUAAGAUAUUUAGCAAAUUUGAUGUGAAUUUGUUGUAUAAAUAAUGUACUGAUGUAAACUGUUCUUUUUUCUUAGAGCCUGUCCGCAAAUGAUGUUGCACUUUGAAGGGGGGG